UGGAGCUGAUAGCCCGGUGUGAUGAGGCGCACUGCCUGCUCUGUUCUCCGGUUAUCGGUAACUGUGUGUGUCUUGUUACAGGCGACGGGGAGUGACCGGCUGGCCGGGGCUGGGCUGGUGGCAUUCAGCGCUGUAUUGUUCCUGUAUUACACCCUGUGGGUCAUCUGCCUGCCAUUUAUUGACAGUGACCAUGUGAUCCAUUCCUUCUUCCUUCCCCGUGAGUACGCGGUGCUGCUGCCCCUGUCCGCCGGGCUCAUCCUGCUGCUUCUCAUGGGUGUCUUUGUGACGUUUAUCAUGUGGAAAAGUCGGAAUCCUAAAAAGAAGACGCAGUGAUGAGAACAAGUCUCCAGACCUUUCUUAUGUGACCCGAACUCCAGCAACAUUCCUGAGACCAACGGGGGUCAUCCGUCAUAUGGCAUCACGUCUACCAGUGUCGCUCUGAUCAUGGAUUCUACAUACCAUGGCCCAUCACAUAAUAUACUACCACAGUGUUUUCCAACCAGGGUGCCUCCAGCUGUUGCAUAACUACAACUCCCAGCAUGCCCGGACAGCCGAAGGCUGUCCGGGCAUGCUGGGAGUUGUAGUUUUGCAACAGCUGGAGUCACCCUGGUUGGAAAACACUGCACUACCAGCUUAUUGUUAUCAGAUACUGCCACCUGGUGUCUGAACUGUAUUAUGGCAGGUGCAGAUUUAACGCUUUUGUUUCUGACCCCCGAUAUAAGCCUUUAGUUAUUGGACAUGGUGCAUUUUGGCUUUUUGCUUUAUGACCCCUACAUAUAUUGGUUAUUAUUGGAAACAUUCAGUAUAUAAGUUAUUGAUCAUUGUGUAAAUGAAAGAAAAACCAGAAUGUACCAUUAUAGUUCUCAUUGAAUUACUCAUCCACAUCAUUGUACAUAAUUGCACCCGCUGAUGCCAUAGAUCCCUAGUGAAUUCAUGGGCAGCAUAAAGACACAUUAUAGAUGGACGUAUAGCAGGAGUUGCCCCCCCCCCCCCCUGUCUGCAGACCACUGGGAUACCUGGUAGGGAAAUUGUAACUUAACCAAUGCAUUUGUUAAUAAAGAAUUCAUUUUUUUUAUACUGUA
Messenger RNA from Hyla sarda, 1082 nucleotides. It is a transcript of the gene DPM2, whose product is annotated as dolichyl-phosphate mannosyltransferase subunit 2, regulatory. The record is from RefSeq and is a predicted model, not a curated record. Gene Ontology annotation, biological process: GPI anchor biosynthetic process. Gene Ontology annotation, molecular function: enzyme regulator activity. The transcript has 3 exons. The coding region runs from base 22 to 333 and encodes 103 amino acids. NCBI's taxonomy places the organism in Eukaryota, Metazoa, Chordata, Amphibia, Anura, Hylidae. Gene Ontology annotation, cellular component: endoplasmic reticulum membrane; dolichol-phosphate-mannose synthase complex.